Messenger RNA from Suricata suricatta (meerkat), 1753 nucleotides. It is a transcript of the gene ASB10, whose product is annotated as ankyrin repeat and SOCS box containing 10. Gene Ontology annotation, biological process: intracellular signal transduction. Gene Ontology annotation, molecular function: protein binding. The transcript is spliced from 6 exons. Bases 75 to 1472 code for a protein of 465 amino acids. Lineage: Eukaryota; Metazoa; Chordata; Mammalia; Carnivora; Herpestidae. The record is from RefSeq and is a predicted model, not a curated record.
CUCCAUCUGUGCAGGCUUCCCUCCUCCUGUCCCUCUUUCUCUGCCUCUGAUCUCCAUGCUCAUGCUCUGUCCUCAUGAGCUGGUCCCCGGAAGAGUGCAGGGGGCAGGGAGAGCCCCCCAGUGACAGACACACCCUCUGUGCCAGGCUGGUGGAGAAGCCCAACAGAGGGUCUGCAGAGCAUCCAGAGUCUGGCUCGGGACCCAUCAUCACCCGUACGGCCUCGGGACCCGCCCUGGCCUUCUGGCAGGCGGUGCUGGCUGGGGACGUGGGCUCUGUCUCCCACAUCCUCGCCGACUCCAGCACCGGCCUGGCUCCGGAUUCCAUCUUUGAUACCAGUGACCCAGAUCGAUGGAGGGAUUUCCGCUUCAACAUACGGGCUCUGAGACUCUGGUCUCUGACAUACGAGGAGGAGCUGACCACCCCUCUGCACGUGGCAGCCAGCCGGGGCCACACGGACGUCCUGCGGCUGCUGCUGAAGCGGCGGGCCAGGCCUGACAGCGCCCCUGGGGGCCGCAGCGCCCUGCACGAGGCCUGCGCUGCGGGCCACGCUGCCUGUGUCCACGUGCUGCUGGUGGCGGGAGCCGACCCCAACCUCCCCGACCAGGAUGGAAACCUCCCCUUGCACCUCUGCCGGGGGGCUGGCACCCUUGAGUGCGCGGAACUGCUCCUGAGGUUUGGGGCCAAAGUGGACGGCCGGUCUGAGGAGGAGGAGGAGACCCCUUUGCACGUGGCCGCCCGGCUGGGCCACGUGGACCUGGCGGAACUGCUCCUGAGACGGGGGGCAUGCCCGAAUGCCCGGAAUGCCGAAGGCUGGACCCCACUGCUGGCUGUCUGUGACAUCCGCUGCACGUCUCCCAUCGAUGCCGAGGCCACCACCGCCCGCUGCCUGCAGCUCUGCCACCUGCUGCUCUCGGCCGGAGCCGAGGCCGAUGCUGCCGACCAGGACAAGCGCCGGCCCUUGCACCUGGCCUGUCGCCGUGGCCACGCGGCCGUCGUGGAGCUGCUCCUGUCCUGCGGCGUCAGUGCCAACGCCAUGGACUACGGGGGACACACGCCCCUGCACUGCGCUCUGCAGGGCCCAGCUGCGGCCUUGGCCCAGAGCCCAGAGCAAGCGGUGCGGGCUCUGCUCAACCAUGGUGCUGUCCGCGUCUGGCCCGGGGCCCUCCCCAAGGUGCUGGAGCGCUGGUGCUCGUCUCCGAGGACCAUCGAGGUCCUGAUGAACACCUACAGUGUCAUGCAGCUUCCCGAGGAGGCCAUGGCCCUGGUGCCUCCCGAAACUCUGGAGAAGCACCACCGUUUCUAUUCGUCCCUUUUCGCCCUGGUGAGACAGCCCAGAUCGCUGCAGCAUCUAAGCCGCUGUACACUCCGUGCCCACCUGGCAGCCUGCCUGCCCCACGCCCUCCCCCGCCUCCCCCUGCCACCCCGCCUGCUCCGCUACCUGCAGCUGGAUUUUGAGGACGUACUCUACUAGGUGUCCACUGCCUUUUGAGAGACCUGAAAGCAGAUGCCCCAGGCCGCAGAGGGCUCUGGUCUGCUUCUCACAGCACCCCGAGCCUGGGACUGAGUUGAGCUGAUUCAGGCGGACGUGGCCUUGUCAGCAGGAGAUGUGCGUGCAGACCAUGCAGCCAGAAGACGUCUGAUGGAGAGAGAGCUGAGACUCAUGGUGGGUGAUACACUCCUCGUGGUGGUCUCCCAGGGCACCCCUCCAGCCCAUCGAAACCCUGUGUGAGCAUUAAAAGUCUGCAGGCCUGU